AUGGGGAUCCGUGCCGUGCUGUGCCGUGCCGUGCUGUGCCGGUCGCUCGGUCCCUCCCGGCUGCGGGGAGGAGCGAACCCGGCGCGGAGCCGCCUCGUGCCGCGCGGAAACUCAAACCCGCGGCCGCCCCCGCAGCCAAUGGGCCCGAGGCGCCGCCCGCCGCCAGCCAAUGGGAGCGCGCCGUGGGGCGGGGCGGGGCGGCGCUGCGGGGCGGCGGUAACUCUCGGGGCCGCGGUCGCGAUGGCUCCGGAGCGCGGGGCCCGUCCGUCCCCACCGGGACCGUCCGCCGGCGGCACCGAGGGGCUGCCCCGCGCCUUCCUGCAGAGCCUGCGCACCCUCUUCGACAUCCUGGACGACCGGCGGCGGGGCUACGUGCACCUGCAGGAGAUCGAGUCCCGCUGGCAGGGCGCCGAGGCCCGCGAGCUGCCCGCCGGCGUGUUGGACGGGCUGCGGCGGGCGGCGCCGCCCAGCGGGUAUCUGACCUUCGAGCGCUUCGUGCUGGGGCUGCGCGCCGCGCUGCCGGGAACCGACGGCGGAGCCCCGGGAAAGGGCAGAGCCCCGGGGCGCGGGGAGCCGCGGGACAAGGAGCGGGGCCGCAGUAACGGCAGUAACGCCGUGAGCUCCGCGCGGAGCCUCGAGAAGCUGCCGAGCCCGCACGGCAACGAGGAGCGGCGCGGGCAGAGCGGCGGACACCGCGAGCAGGAGCCGGGGCAGGGGCUGCCCCGCGGCCGAGGUAUUGAUGUUAAGUCUGCUGGGCAGUCCCAGGGAGAUGGUGGCCAUGUUGGCCCUGGGGACAUUCGGAGACAUCAGAGGGGACGUGCAGAACACCGGAGACACACUAUUGCCAAUGGUGUGGACUUCGGCAUGCUGAAGCAUAUGAAGGAGUUGGAACAGGAGAAGGAUUUCCUGCUUCAGGGUCUGGAGAUGGUUGAACGUGCCCGUGAGUGGUACCACCAGCACAUCCACUUCAUGCAAGAACGCCAGAGGCUCUUGGGGAAAAACAAAACCAACAGUGACUUCCUCCCUGAUGGCAGCCAGAGCCACCUGGGACGCCUGAUCCCAAAGCUGCAGGAGGUGAACCGCUGCCUGGGUGACCUCCUGACAGCUGUGGGCAAGCCAGGGGACCCCAGCCCAGCACUGACCAGGCUGUUCCCCGCUGCCCCUGCAGCAUCCCCUGCCUCAGCAGGCACCCAGCAGGCCAUCAACAUGCUGAAGGAGCAAAACCGGCUUCUCACCAAGGAGGUCACUGACAAGAGUGAACGUAUCACCCAGCUGGAACAGGAGAAAUCUGCUUUGAUCAAGCAGCUCUUUGAGGCACGUGCCCGCAGCAAUCAUGAAAUGAGCCAGCUGGACUCCACCUUCAUCUAGCACCUGUCUCCCAGCACUCCUGGCCCUGUACUGAGCUUCUCCAGGGGGUUGAUGGGCUGGGGCUCUUGCUCUAAAACCAUUCUGUUCAGGUGUUCAUCUCAAGGCCCAUGGAGGCCUGGAACUGCCCAUAGUGUCUCUGUGGGAGGAAGCUGGGGACAGUGCUUCCCUGACCUUGCUUGGUCAGGCCUUGGCAGUCCCCUCCCUGCCAUGCUGCUUCGUGUGGCUGGCAGUGUCUGUUCACAAGCUGCUCCUAUUCUAAACUGACUGCAGUAGAAUGCUCUCCCACCCCCUGACCCCCCAGUGUAAUGUAAGGUAAGGCUGCUGCCCUUACUAUGUGAAUGGGGAGAGGUGGGGGAGACCUGCUGUACCCUGAGCCUGACCUAGGCUGAAUUUUGGCUGCUCUUAAAAAAAGAUGCUGCAUCUUUAACAUUCCAGCUGGCAUUCCCAGGCAAGCUUGGCCAUUGAAGGGCAUCCUUUCUGCUGCUUGUCCCUCUGUCAGAGGAUGGGAUUGAAAAUGUGUAAUGGGGUGUGCUUAGUUCCUCCCUGCUGCCUGUGUUCUGCCUGCCAGUGGAACCAGACUGGGCUAGGGCAGUGCCUGAACUGAUGCUCCUCCUGGAAUAAUCCUUUCCAGUUUGCCAUAGUGAUGCCAUAGUCGCUGUUUACACGUUUGUAGGCUCCUGUAGUUGAUGAGCCGUAGACCUGGAUUGGGUAACCUGUACCUCUGAGCUGCUCUUUCAGGCUGCUUGCAGAUUGAGACAGGUACCUCUACCUCUCUUUAUCUUCCUGACCUGGCAAACAUUUCCUAAUGACUGCCAGACUUAUAUUUUUUUUCAUGAUAACUUUAAAAGGAGAGGUUAUGUCUUGCAGCAUGAGCCUGAUUUCUCAGUGGGGCUUUAGGACUUGUUUUCUUGUUUAAGUGAAUUUGGGUGAUGGAGAAGAGGCUGAUGGUCUCUUUCUUUUGCAAUCUCCCUAGUGGAGAAAUGGCAGCUUUGCUUGACCUGGUGGUAUGUGCAGACCACCCAUUCUGGGUGUGAGCUGCACCCUUCUCCAGCUCUUCUGGGGUGGUGGUAUAAGCAUGGGUCAUGGCAGUGAUGUGUCUUGGGAUACCUCUUCCUUUCCAUGCAGUCCAAUGAUGGGUCUUGACCUGAGUGAUAUUUUCCAGUGUGACUUUUUACUUUGUAUCAAUGGUACUUUUGUAGGUGAUCAGUGGGGAUCCCCACACAGCUCUGGCCCUUCAGCACUGUUUUGUGUUCAGACUUUUUCUGGCUCAGUGCAGUGGCACAGUGCACUGAGCUGGGCAAAAAGUGCUGGACCUGCCCUGCUGUGCCAGCUUCAGCUGUGUUAGGUUGGGAGCCGUGCAGACCAACUCCUUGCUCACUCCUGGGAAGAUCCUUUUACCCGUCCAGUGUGGUUUGUACCACUCUGAGGCUGACCUUGACCUGAUGCUCACUGCAUGGUGCUCAGUCCCUGCUCAGUUCUUGCACUUGCUGCCAGAGUGGGGAUCAGCAGAGCACAAGGGAGAGGGGGGAAGAUCAAGGCCAAGGCGAGUCACAUCCCCUAUCUGCCAAAGUAGGGUGUUAGUUAUCCCCUGGGCAUCAGUGCCUGCCAUCCCUAUCAUGAUGCCACCUCUGGUGUCUGGUACCUGUUUUAUCUGAGGCUUAAUGAAAAGUGACUCUCCUCGUAACCUGUCUUUAGGGAUAAUAAAGUGGAGUGGUCUAUUUAAUUUAU
Messenger RNA from Coturnix japonica (Japanese quail), 3096 nucleotides. RefSeq names its product suppressor APC domain containing 2 (gene SAPCD2). Lineage: Eukaryota; Metazoa; Chordata; Aves; Galliformes; Phasianidae. The record is from RefSeq and is a predicted model, not a curated record.